Neodiprion virginianus is the source of this 3767-nucleotide messenger RNA. RefSeq names its product malate synthase-like. The record is from RefSeq and is a predicted model, not a curated record. The transcript is spliced from 2 exons. Gene Ontology annotation, molecular function: malate synthase activity. Lineage: Eukaryota; Metazoa; Arthropoda; Insecta; Hymenoptera; Diprionidae. Gene Ontology annotation, cellular component: cytoplasm. Gene Ontology annotation, biological process: glyoxylate cycle. The coding region runs from base 328 to 1974 and encodes 548 amino acids.
UACAUGAAAAACGGGUAUCAUAUAUUUCCUAAAAGAAAUUGGCAUUUAAAUAUCAAUUUCUUUGUACAAUAUACUACCAGAAUAAUUCUGUGAUCGUUAAUUUCUGCUAAACACUGUUAGAAGUGGCAAUUGUCAUUGUGAUAUUGGCGUUAUCAGUUAUAUGAGAUAACAGGGGUCAAGCAACAAUAAUGAACGUAUUUUGCUGCUAGAUAAUCCAGCCAGUCGUUGAAAAGGUAACGGAGCAUAAUCAUUAAACAGCUACAUGUGAAUCAAAAAAUAUAAUUCGUUUUGUCUAAAUUGCUUUAUUAAAUUGUUGUAUAGAGGAGAAUGAGUAUGUUAAAAGAAAGUUUAGCUGCUGCAAAAAAACAUGAUGUGUUUUUGGCGUCUCCACCAAAGAAUUUAAAAAAGGAAUUUGAUGCUUUGUUUACGUUGGAAGCUAUCGAGUUUUUGGUAGAUCUGAUAACAGAAUUUGAUGACAAAGUUGAUCAACUUUACUACACGAGAUUUAUAAAAAAAUAUGAAUUGAAACGGAACCCGAAAAUACCAACAUUCUUAGAAACUGACAUUACAAACAGUGAUUGGAAAGUAGCUCCAGUGGGUAGACGACUGCAAAACCGGCAUUUAGACCUUGGCGAUGUCAGUCCAUCAAAUUUGGAUCAUUUUACUAAAGCACUCGGCUGCAAUGUGGAGGGCAUACAAGUAGAUUUUGAUGAUGGCCAUUGUCCAACAUGGAGAAAUCAAAUAGUAGGCUUGUACAACGUGUAUAAGGCGGUUCGAAAUGAACUGUCCAAUGUUCUUCCAAUUUGGAAAGCGCCGAUUCUUAUGCUGCGGCCAAGAGCGUGGAACAUGCUAGAGCACAACGUCACUGUGAAUGGGAAAGAGGUCCCUGGACCUCUUCUAGAUUUUGUUUUACUCACAUUUCACAACGCAAACAUAUUGCGAUACUGUGAAAGCGGUCCAUAUUUUUAUUUAUCAAAACUGGAGGGUGCUAGUGAAGCGAAACUCUGGGACGAUAUUUUCACAUGGACAGAGUCGAGGCUUGACAUGCCUCACGGGACAAUAAAAGCUUGCGUUCUGAUUGAGAAUAUUUUGAGCGCAUUUGAAAUGGAUCAAAUAUUGUUCAACUUGAAAGAUCACUCAUUGGGACUAAAUUGCGGAAUAUGGGAUUACGCGGCAUCGAUAAUAAACAAAUUUGGCAACAACAAGUCUUUCAUCUUGCCUGAUAGAAACAAAUACGUUAACAUGAAUCGUCACUUUCUCAAGUGUUACAUGGAGCUUGUGGUCAAAACUUGUCACAGACGAGGUGCGCAUGCAACUGGCGGUAUGGCGGCUUUGUUAUUGCCAACAGAAGAUGAUCCAGAUGAGUUUCACAGAGUCGUGGAAACAGUAGUAAAUGGAAAACUUGCAGAAAUUCAAAUGGGCGUGGAUGGUUUCAUGGUGUUUGAUUCCGGGCUUGUCCCCUACAUAAAUAAUUUAUGGAAAAAUUACGGAGGGCCAAGUUAUAAUCAGAUAAAGUAUCCUGGUACACCAAAUGACAUUUCGGAAGCUGACUUGCUUAGACUGCCAACCGGAGGCGUAACAGUAGACGGGUUGAAGCACAACAUAUCGAUAACCAUUUUAUUCAUCUUUUAUUGGUUGCAAGGUGUGGGCCAAUUUGCAUAUAAAGGCGCUGUGGAAGACUCCGCGACAGCAGAGAUUUCAAGAUCGCAGAUUUGGCAGUGGAUAAGACACGGGGCGAAGUUUGAGGACGGAAACGGAAAAUUACUAACGAGGGGAUUAGUAGACAGUUAUGCCUGUCAAAUCAUUGACCAUUUAUUGGAAGAGUAUUGCUCUAAUUUCCAGGAAAAAAUCAAUUUACAUACAGCUCGCGAUUUGUUUACGGAAAUUGUCAACCAUAGAGAGUUUCCUGAUUUUAUUACAACCUACUUGAAUGAUGCACAUGUAUUUCGUAGACUACAUCAUUCUCGCUUGUAAUUUUAAACAACGUGUGCUUUUUUGCUUAUUUUUUUUUUUCAAGAUGACAUGCACAUUUGGGUGUUUUGUUUCAAAUGACAUUUUUCUACUUUGAUCUGAAAAUCUUAUCGUACGUAGCAGAAAAAUAAUCCCCCUGGAACGAUAGUACUAAAUUUAAUUUUAGGAGACUACUUUCAGAAUUCAAAAUUUUCCCAUUUAAGAAGGGACUUCGCCGAAAUUUUUAUUAUACAGAGUUUUCCGGUAUUGAACUGACCGAAAAAAAUGUAAUCGAGAAUUCCUUCCUACAAGAUGCAACUUGAGAUACCAUAUGUCCUGAAAAAAAAAUUUUAAUCCUCUGUAAUCAAAGUAUAGGUAUGCGAAAGCACUUAUUUGUAUACGAUUUCCUGCACACCGCUGCCAAAAAUUAUUACGCAUAAACUUUCGUCGUAAAAGAUUGAAAUUUUUUCCGGUACACAUGCUACCGUUACCAAAAUCUAGUAAGAAGCAGUUUUUGAUUAUAUUUUUUCUGGUCAUUUCAAAAGCGAGAACAUCGUUUUCGUCAAAAUUUCACCGAAAUCAUCUCCUUAAAUAACAGAGAAGAUGUUACUUUUUCUCAAUUGUAACAACUGAGCUAUAUUUAUUAAUGCAGACGUGAUUCUCAAAGCAUUUUUUAGCGAAUUCAGCCUUCAACCAAUUUGUCAUUUAAACUUUUUUGUGAAGAUAGUAGUUUAGAUAUAAAAAACGAUUGAAGGUUAACUUUUACGUGAAAUUGACUUUCGAACCAAAACUUAUUCUAACUGUUUGAGUUAUGGGUUUCGCUUUGACUUUAUCAAAUGUUUCCAGGAUUAAGUCCGUAUUAUUUAAUGAUACUGAGUACCAAAAAAUUUAGGAUUAUAGUAAUUAACCCGACCCAACAAGACGAAUCGUUGUAUUCAUUACGAGGUUCAUGUUAAAUUUUACCGAGAUUUAGUGGAAUUUCAAGCCGAAUAGCCACAGUCUCACGACACUUUUAAAUACAGCUCCACUCAUCUUAUGUCUAACCAAAUUUUUAUAUUACAUUAUAUGUAGUUAUUGGGAAUAAUCAACAUUUUUUCAUUGCGAUACGUGUAUAGCCUAUUUUAAUAAACAAAUUUGUUAAGGAAUAACCUGAAAUCUCUCUUGAUUUUGGUAUAGCAAUAUGUACACAAUCAUAAUAUUGGAAAAUGACCUCAUGACGUCAGAGCCUAGUUGUCCGCGCCAUUUUAUCACCAAAUAACCUAAGUUUUUAAUGUUAAUGGAGGCAAAUUGUAAUUCUUGGAGAUUCAAAUUACUCAUGCCACAUAAAUCAAUUAAACAUAAUCAAUAUACCUACCUACUCUACUGUCUACGCCCGAAAAAGACUGUCAACGGUCAGCUGUCGGCCUGGUUGCAUUAGUUUUAUUUUUUCCAGCACAUGACACAUUGCAAAGUCACAAUCCCAAUAGCAUUUCUUUGAGAUAUGUCUCCUGAACUAAUGCACGCAUAUCAAGAGCUAAUGGAUACUCAAAUGAAACUAUCAUUAUCCGAAUGAAUCUUUCAGGAGUCGCAAAGAUUAUAAUGAUCCGAAGACGUAAUGCGUCUCCGUAUACGGUAAUUUCAUAUAGGCAGACUGCAAACUUGCCGAAAAUAACCUCAAAGUCCGCCUAAAAGUAAAAUAAAUAAAUAACAAAUCUGUACGCUAUUUACUCGGCCCUAGCUGGACAAACCGCACUUUCUGACAAUAGCAUGCGAUCAUUUUACAACAAAGUCCAAAUCGCUUCGAAGUUGCAAGACAAAAUUGUCCCGAUUCUCCAAUG